CCAGUGAUACAAGUUCCCAUACCUCUACUUGUUUGUUAUACUGGUACGUUAGAAAUAUUGGAAUACCUCAUCCAAAAUAAAAUUUGCUCACAAAAGGACCUCAUUUCGGAUUAUCAACUCUUUGAUGAAAGAGCUUCCCCAUUAAUGGUGACCAGUAUGAAUGGAUAUUGCGGUUUUGUUCGUUAUUUACUUCAACAAGGGGCAUCUGUGAACUUUCAGAAUCAAGAUGGCAUUUCACCUCUUCAUGAAGCUUGUCAGGGAAGACAUUGUGAAGUAAUAAAGAUAUUACUUUCCAAUGAUGCUAAUGUUAAUUUAAAAGAUAUCGAUGGAGAAACGCCCCUUUCCCUCGCCUGUAAACAUGAUUUCAUAGAAAUUGUUGACCAACUCUUAUGUAAUGGAGCAGACAUUAAUUUACAAGACUCCCUGGGAUUGACACCAAUACAUAAGUCUAUAUCUGAAGGGCACAUAAGGACUGUUCAAUCCCUUAUUGAAAGAGGAUGUGAUAUUAACAUAACUUCUAAGAGAGGUGAUACUCCUUUUACUCUGGCUUGCUAUUUUGGAGAUCGUGCUAUCGUGGAAUUGUUUAUUAAGAAAGGAAUAAACAGGCAACAAUUACAGGAUGGGAUGCAGAAAGCAUGCGUAAAAGGAUAUAAAACUAUAAUUUCAAUACUUUUGCAGCACGGAGCGGAGAUAAAUUCUAAAAAUACUCAAGGUCUUUCAGCUCUCCACAUUAGCUGUGCACAAAACAAUUCAGAUCUUGUUAGUUAUCUUUUCUCAAAGGGGGCGCUUGCAAAUAUUCCAUCAGACGAUAAACAAACACCUCUUCAUUUUGCAGCAAAGCAUUUGUCGGUAAAAUGUUUAUCAGUUCUUUUAGAAAACAAGGCAGAAAUAAAUGCAGUUGAUAACAAAGAAAGAACAGCUCUUCAUUAUUCUUUAACAGAUUCUGAUGUAUACUUUAAGAAGAAAGUGGAAAUGAAAAAUGAACAUGAAAGAGGAAGAGAAAAUGAUAUCUUACAGGAUUUAAUCUUUGAUGAAGAAAUAACAGCAACUAACCUGACAACAAACAGUAGAUAUUUUCCCGUCAAUAAUGAGUCUGAAAAAAAUCCUCAUUCUGACCAAGAAGUUCUUAAGAAGGUUAAAAAAAUUACAGAUAUUCUUAUUGAGAAUAAAAUCGAUCUAAAUAUAGCAGACAUCGAUGGCCGUUCACCCAUACAUACAGCAUGUUCAGGAAAUUAUCCGGAAAUUGUUAAAACACUUAUUCAUAAUAAAGUAAAUGUGAAUACAUUCGACAAAGAUAAUUGCAAUCCUCUGCAUACAGCAUGCGAAAAAUGCCACUUCCUUUCAGUUCAAUUGCUUGUAAAGAACGGAGGAAACAUCAAUGCUACAAAUUCAAAAGGUUCCAGUCCACUUCAUUUAGCUUGCGUAAGCGGAAAUUUGGAGAUUGUGACAACACUAGUAGAAUGUGGUGCAAAUGUUAAUAUUUCGGACAAAACUGGGUCUACUUCUUUACAUAUUGCAGUAAAGAAUACACAUCGAGAUGCUAUUUUAUUUCUGAUAUCUAAAGGGGCAAACGUUAAUUCAAGAGAUAAUGAUGGUUUUACCGCACUGAUAUUGUGUUGUCGCCAAAAUUACAAGGAUGUCGUUGAGGAAUUGUUGAAGUCUGGGGCUGAUAUUGAUAUAGAAAUAAGCGAAGGAUUAAAUGCUCUGACCACGGCAAUAACGUAUCAUCAUUAUGACAUUUGUGAUACUUUGUCUGAAAAAGGAUCUCAUUUGCAUGAAAGGAAUUUUCGGUAUUUGUUACAAUGUUUUAUGCAUACACAUGACGUUUGUAAGUUUUUGGACAAAUAUGAAAGUACAGUUAAUAAGUACAGAAAUAAAGAGGACCAGUCACUUCUACAUUUGGCAACACUUGACAACAAUAUCUGUUGGAUCAGCAGUCUACUUAAUAAGACAAAGUUAUUAAAAGCACUGGACAACAAAGGACAAACUGCUUUCGUAUACGCGAUAUACAAGGAACUUGGUAGCAUUGUUAAAUUGUUUCUAGAAAGAUGCACGUCUGGAGGGACUAUUACUGCAGAUCUACAAAGAGCAAACGAGAUAGGCCAUUGUUUUUUCAUAGAAAAAUUGUUUAAAAUUGCUAAGCUACAUUUUGGUGAAUUCGAAAUUGUGUUCGAUAGUAGAAAUCAUGACAUUGUACGAAAAUUUAUGAAAAAUAUAACCUGCAGCUCUGCACGUUAUUCUCUUGCAUGUGACAAUUUAAUUACAGAAGCUUUAAAACACGGCAAGUAUUUUGAUAUGUACAAUAUUCUUCUUGCAAAGCUUCCUGAUGAAUAA
This is a messenger RNA of Saccostrea echinata, 2334 nucleotides long. Its product is annotated as ankyrin-1-like. Gene Ontology annotation, molecular function: protein binding. Lineage: Eukaryota; Metazoa; Mollusca; Bivalvia; Ostreida; Ostreidae. The coding region runs from base 145 to 2334 and encodes 729 amino acids. The record is from RefSeq and is a predicted model, not a curated record. The transcript has a single exon.